This is a messenger RNA of Plasmopara halstedii, 3393 nucleotides long. Its product is annotated as trna uridine 5-carboxymethylaminomethyl modification enzyme. Gene Ontology annotation, molecular function: flavin adenine dinucleotide binding. Lineage: Eukaryota; Oomycota; Peronosporomycetes; Peronosporales; Peronosporaceae. The coding region runs from base 1 to 3393 and encodes 1130 amino acids. Gene Ontology annotation, biological process: tRNA wobble uridine modification; tRNA methylation. The transcript is spliced from 4 exons. The record is from RefSeq and is a predicted model, not a curated record.
AUGUUACUCCAUCGUAAACGCCUCACGCCGAAUGUGCAGCGUCUUGGCUUUCGAGCGUUGAGCAGCGUAUUUUCUCCUAAUCAUUUCGAUGUUGUUGUUGUUGGUGGUGGACAUGCUGGCUGUGAGGCUGCUGCUGCCGCCUCUAGAACUGGAGCUAAAACGGCUUUGGUGACUCAAAAACUAGCGACAAUCGGCGAAAUGUCGUGCAAUCCGUCUAUCGGUGGCGUAGGCAAAGGCACAUUGGUUCGUGAAGUGGACGCUAUGGGAGGUCUCAUGGGCCAGGUGGCUGACUCAGCCGGCAUCCAUUUUCACAUGCUCAAUUCGUCGAAAGGUCCUGCAGUUCGAGGCCCUCGAGCUCAGAUGGACCGAGAUCUGUAUCAACAAGGCAUGCAAAACGCACUGCGAGAGCUACCAAACCUUUGGUUGAUUGAAGAGGGAGUGGACGAUCUGAUUGUAGAGAAAAGGACUUUGAGUGAAGAUGAUCGUGUAAAGGGGGUGAUAGUAUCUUCUGGACGCGAGAUUCAAGCUACACAGGUCGUCAUAACAACAGGUACUUUUUUACGAGGCAUGAUUUAUCAAGGACCAGAUAUUCGUAUUCCUGCAGGAAGACAUAUGCGAGACUCGAAUGGACUUGAGCCUCCAGCAUUUGGACUAGCGCAAACUCUAGAGCGUCACAACUUUCCACUUGGACGAUUAAAAACAGGAACUCCACCUCGUCUUGAUGGACGCACAAUUGAUUAUACAGAUUUAGAAAUCCAGCCUAGUGAUGACCAUCCGAUACCAUUUUCAUUUCUUAAUGAGCACAAGCACGUUCCACUAGCGGAUAAUCAAGUAUUUUGUCACGCAACAUACACAAAUGAAGAAAGCCAUCGGGUUGUAAUGGAUAAUUUACACAUGCUGCCGCAAUAUGAUGGCGGGAUAGAUGGUAAAGGUGUGGGUCCACGAUAUUGCCCAUCAAUUGACGCAAAAGUCGUUCGAUUUGGGGAUCGUCCAAGGCAUCGGAUUUGGCUUGAGCCCGAGGGAUUAAAUACACAUCUUGUAUACCCAAACGGAAUCAGUACUGCGCUGCCCGAGUCACUACAACUUGAAUUGCUACGCACUAUAAAAGGACUUGAACAAGUGAAAAUCGUGCGACCUGGAUACUCCGUUGAGUAUGAUUACGUGGACCCCCGAUCGCUGCACCCGACGCUAGAGACUAAACAGUUACGUGGAUUGUAUCUGGCCGGUCAGAUAAACGGAACCACGGGAUAUGAAGAGGCCGCUGCGCAGGGUGUAGUAGCUGGCAUAAACGCUGGUUUAAGUGCAAUGGGACGAGAACCUUUGGUCCUUGAUCGAGCUGACGCCUUUACUGGUGUAUUGAUUGACGACUUGACAUCCUUAGGUACAACAGAACCUUAUCGGAUGUUUACAUCUCGGUCAGAAUUUCGUCUGUUGCUUCGCGCUGAUAACGCCGAUUUGCGUCUUACUCGCAAACUAUUUGAACACGGUGCCGGAAUAUCAAACGAGCGUAUGAAGAAUCUAGAACAAAAGGAAAACGCUAUUGAAUAUGCACAUCAAGCGCUAAAUGACUUUGAGCGAGAUCCACAUGAAUGGAAUCGCUAUGGCAUAAAGGUGGGACUCGACGGUAUCAAGCGUAACGCUGCACAAAUUCUUUCAUUUUCGACUGUAACGCCGCAGGAGAUUGAGCGAAUUUGGCAUGAAGUCGAUUAUAAGUACGCGGAUGCAUUACCUGACGAGAUUAAAGAUUUGAUGAAGACUGAAUGUCUUUACGCGUCACAAUUACGCUUGCAAGAAAAGGAAAUUCGUGUCUUUCGUAGCAAGCAGCACGUUCAGAUCCCUAAGUGGGUGGAUUACUCUGAACUACCAAUGAUCUCAAUCGAGGAACGCGAGAUUUUGCAGCGUUCACAGCCCGCUACAAUUCACGCAGCCAGUCGCAUCGCUGGAAUUCGGUCGACGACCUUGUUGCUGCUCUACCAAUACGCCAAGCGUCAAACCAAAGAGAAUUUCACAAAGAAAAAACGAAGACGGAACAUGAUUGCUCAACAAUCCAUUGAAGAUGGAAACCUUCAACAACUAAGAGAUCUUUUGCACAGCCACGAUGUAAAUGUAAAGCACAAACUUGACAGUUUAGAAAACUCAUUGUGGGAUCUGGAGCUUGGCAAGGCAGUGCAUACAGUAGUGGCUUCAGAUAUCAAAUCACGUCGACACUUUCAGCAGCUUCAAAUAGCUUUAGAACUAUUACUUCGGACACGACCUGAUGCUUGGAGUUCUGUCUAUUCUUGUGAAAAUGUGAUUGACUUUUGCGACGAGAUUCGCGUCAGAGGUAGCGAAGCAAAUUGGACAGCUAAUCAUCAAGCUUGUGCAACGGGAAAUUUAGCCUUUGUGGCAUAUGUACUGCAGUAUUAUCCAGCGCAGUUCGAGAUUCAGUGUCGCGACGCGUUUGGGCUAUUUCCAAUUGAUUUAUUACCACCAGAGCUGAUUAUGACUGCAGAGGGAACUACUGAGGAUGUCCAAGAGGAACCAGAUGCAAGGAAGUUUGGCAUUUCGCGGACCUUACAAAAUCUCGUCGUAAAACGCUUAAGGGAAUGCAAGACAAAGGUACAAGACGAACACGUGCGUAGUCUUAUGAAGAAGGCGAAGGUUGAAAAAGUCGACAAUAUAGAUAAAGAAGGAUAUACAGCUGGUGGUUUUUACAUCGCACUUCAGCACCUUCCAAACGAUCAUGUUCAUGAGCGUGGCGAGAAGCUGCAAGUGAAAUUUCGCUUGCCACUUAAUGACCUUUUUCUUGAUGGCUACUUUCAGCUUAUCUGGCGAGAAAUUGGAGACAAUCUAAGUGAGGAGCCCAACUACGACCCACACGUUACAAGACUACGCGAUGAAUGCGCACGUAUCACGGAGAAGGAAGUUCCAUUUCAACCACAGCCCAGUCCAACGUCUCUUUCGCUCAAGCUUUCAUGUGUAAAUUCUGUGGUUGAAAAUUCUUUCGUCAUCGAAGUGACCGAUUUGCCUCCUGAUAGCGUCUGCCAUGUCCUUUUCAUUACUUGUGAUCGGCAAUUUCUGCAUCGAAAUGUUGCGUUAAGCACGGAAAGUCUUACGAUACGAAGAUCCAAUGAUGAAUACAUUCUGAACUCUGCGAGUGACGAAAAGAUUAAUGAACGGCAGUUUGAAGAUAAAAGUAAACAGCAAAGUUAUAUUUUCUUUGUGGGAGGGGAAGAGUUUUCGCACCCAAAUGAAGUAUUUGCUGGUCAAAGCUUUCCUGACGUGGAAGCGUUUGAAAUUUUUUUAAGGGAUCUGAAAGCGAAAAAAGAGCAAGAUAGAAUUGAUUUGAUGAAGCGGCUAGAACAGACGAAUAACGUCGAUGAAGCUACUGCAGUCAGUGAGCAAAAGAUAUAG